Molecule: messenger RNA, 1518 nt
Organism: Microthlaspi erraticum
Lineage: Eukaryota; Viridiplantae; Streptophyta; Magnoliopsida; Brassicales; Brassicaceae
Source: the annotation of a GenBank genome assembly
AUGGAUUCAGAUUCCGUCCCGAGUGAACUCAUCACCGAGGAGGUAUUGUCGAGAUUGCCUCCAAAGUCAAUCGCCAAGUUCCACUGCGUGUCGGAGCUAUAUGCGUCACUAUUCGGCGGCGCACAUUUCACAGAGCUCUUCCUCACCAGGAGGCCCUCUGCUCAGCCGCGUAUCAUAUUCGCCAUCGAGAAACAUUUAGAGUGGAGCUUCUUCUCUACGCCUCAACGCCUCCGUCCAUACGAGAAUCCAUCCUCCUCAUCCUCGUCUCCUCCUGUAGCAUCCGCCGAGUUUCACAUGAGCUUCCCUCCAGACAACAUGCUGAUGUAUUCUCGCCGCUCCCGACGAUUCUCGUUCGGCUACGCUUCUGGGUUGAUGUAUUUCUACGGCAUGUUGGUCAAAGAAGACGACUACUACGGACUGCCUGUGGUGUGUAACCCUAACACGGGACGGUACGAGACGUUGCCUUUCCUCGUAAGGUACAGAACCACGUCUAGCUUCUUCGGGUUUGAUCCGGUCGGGAAGCAGUACAAGGUACUGUUCAUAGCUUAUCCAUCUGGUCCUGAUCGUCAUAAGAUCAUCACACUUGGGGAAACGAAGUGGAGGAAUAUCAAAUGUCCGUUGAUGCAUGAGAACGCGAGCGAUGGGGUUUGCAUUGACGGGGUCGUGUAUUACUUGGGUGACUUGGGUCGGGAGAUGACUGAGUUUGUGAUAGUUUGCUUUGAUGUUCGGUCUGAGACGUUUGAGUUUAUUUACCCGGAAGGAUGGUGUCAGUUGGUGAACUAUAUGGGGAAGUUAGGUUUGGUGUUUUACGAUGAUUACAAUGGUGAUGGUGUUGAGUUUCGUGUGUGGGUUCUUGAGGAUUUGGAGACACAGGAGUGGUCGGAGUAUGAGUUUAGUUUGAGGGAUGAGAGGUUCUUGGAGCGUUAUGUUUCGGUUGUUGGAGUGACUGUUACUGGUGAGAUUGUUCUGUCGAUGGCGAAGUAUACGGCUAAGGAGGCGUUUUUUGUGUUCUACUUGAAUCCGGAGAGGAAGAGUCUUCAGUGUGUUGAAAUCAAAGGCUUUGGAGAGUAUUACGAUGCUUUAGAAUGUCCUGUUAGCAGAGUCCAUGUCUUUGUGGAGGAUUGUAGUAGGUUCUAUGCUUUUGCAGACCAAGUUGAGGAUCUUAAUGCUAACGAGGGGAAGCUACUCAAGUCAAGCAUCUAUGUUCCAUUUGUGAAGACAGAAGAGUAUAAUUAUGACCGUGAAGAAGAAUCUGAUAAUGAAGAUUUUCAAAUUCAUAUUCUAGAAAUAGGAGGUGGAGAAGGAGAAGGAGGUGGAGAUGGAGAUGGAGAUGGAGGUGAAGAUGGAGGAGAAAGUGAAGAUGGAGGAGAUUGUGAAGAUGGUGGAGAAGAUGGAGGUGAAGGUGAAGAGGGAGGAGAAGGUGAAGAUGGAGGUGAAGAGGGAGGAGAAGGUGAAGAUGGAGGUGAAGAUGGAGGAGAAGGUGAAGCAAUGGAGAUGUUAACUUGUGCUCCUAUGUGA